Messenger RNA from Pochonia chlamydosporia 170, 1074 nucleotides. Its product is annotated as actin binding protein. Lineage: Eukaryota; Fungi; Ascomycota; Sordariomycetes; Hypocreales; Clavicipitaceae. Bases 1 to 1074 code for a protein of 357 amino acids. The transcript has 2 exons. Gene Ontology annotation, molecular function: tRNA (cytidine-N3)-methyltransferase activity. The record is from RefSeq and is a predicted model, not a curated record.
AUGGUUGCGCCAGGCGUUGUUUCAAAUGAGGCCGACGAUGCCACAACUCCUCCGGUGAGGGAGUUGUUGGCAUCGAUGUCGAUUGCGGGACACAAGGAUGCCAGUGCAGAGAUGCCAGCGCAUCGGUCCCAUGAUCCUGCCAAGAACGCCAAACGGACCGACCCCUUCCAGUUUGGAAGCCGCUUUCUGGGCGAGGAUGACAACGUCUUUGAGUUCAAUGCCUGGGACCACGUCGAGACUGACGAUGUAUACAAGGAGUAUGCUGAGCGUCAGUUUGAGAUGCAGCGCCAGGCUCCUGUUUCUGACUUUGAUAAGAGCAGGUUCAACGGCGAUCCAGCCAAGUGGUGGAAUCUAUUCUACAAGAAUAACGCCGCCAACUUUUUCAAAAAUCGCAAGUGGCUCCAACAAGAGUUUCCCGUUCUUGCUGAAGUAAUCAAGGAAGACGCUGGCCCCAAAGUAGUGCUUGAAAUCGGCGCUGGUGCUGGUAAUACAGCCUUCCCCGUACUCACCAACAACAAGAAUCCCAAACUAAAGAUCCAUGCGUGCGACUUCUCCAAGACGGCCGUAGAGGUUAUGCGCAACCACGAGGCCUAUGACACAAACUUCAUCCAAGCCGAUGUAUGGGAUGCAGCUGGAGACAGCCUCCCCCCUGACGUCGAAGAAGGAUCCGUAGACGUGGCCAUCAUGGUAUUUAUUUUCUCGGCCUUGUCGCCCAAGGAAUGGGCACAAGCUGUCCGGAACGUACAUAAAGCGCUAAAGCCUGGCGGCAUGGUCUGCUUCCGCGACUAUGGAAGAGGAGACCUUGCCCAGGUGCGCUUCCGCAAGGGGCGUUAUCUGGAAGAGAAUUUCUACAUUAGAGGUGACGGAACCCGCGUCUACUUCUUUGACCAGGACGAACUGGGUAGGAUCUGGACAGGCGAAGCCUUUGCCGACGACCCCGAGAAUCCUGACAUGCCCCAGUUUGAAAUAGAGAAACUAGGUGUCGAUAGACGCCUCCUGGUCAACAGAGCUGAAAAGCUCAAAAUGUACCGGUGCUGGCUGCAAGGUCGGUUUAAAAAGACACAUACAGCAUAG